AUUAUAUACCUUCCGAGUACCGGAGCUAAGUCAAGGCCAACAUAUUAAAUCUGAACUGAUACUUAAGAAGUACUACAGGAUUCAGAGGGACCCAGAGAUCAAAGCAGUCCAUACAUUUUUGCUGGGUAGUGUUGACCAUAACUCGGAUCCUCCACAGACAGAGAAAAAGUAGUAAACACAGAUCCAGAUAGAAGAGAGUGGGUGUUUAAUAAUGUUGUUUCGCAUUUUUGUUUUUGUUCAUUUCAGUUAGCGUCAUUGAGAGAGUAUUACUAGAUAGAAUCAGUACAGAAAAAAGACAGUUAGAUGUAAUUGAUUUCUUGACCAUAACCUGGAUCAUCCACAGAGAGAGAAGCAGUCAUAACAUAGAUCUAGAAAGGAUAGAGUGGGUGUUUAAUAAUGUUUUGUAUUUUCAGAUUUUGUUCUUUUUCAGUUAACAUGAGGGAGAGAGAACUUCGGGAUAGUAUCAUUUCAGAAAAUAGAGUUAGAUUCAAUUGAUUGAGUUUGGUUUCUUUUUGUGUGCUUUCAGGAUGGAGACCAAGAAAAGAAAGAGCAGAUGGGACAAAGAACCCUCACAGAAGUCCCCAUCCCCGCCGAAGAAAGGGAAAUUUGAGAGAUAUGCCAGUACUAGCGAUGAAGAGGAUAUUUUCAUUUUCGGCAAGCCACAAAUCAUUCAUAAUGUCCCAUUAGAUGUUGUGGAAAAGAGCCCUCAGGCACCAACACCCGCCAUGGCAAAAGCUAGGAAGGUGGCCGAUGAUAUCAUGAGGAAGAGAAGGCAGGAACAGCUAGGGCUGUUGAAAAAAUCCCCACCCCCUCCUCAGCGACUAAUGAUGGACUCUAGCCCCAAACCCAGCUCAAGCGCGAGGCCCCUCUCUAAGACUCCAGUGAAGAAAUGUAGCCCAAAACCUGCCAGCCCUAUGAAGGGGCCCCUCCCUAAGACACCCGUGAAGAAAUCCAGUCCAAAACCUCCCAGCCCUAUGAAGAAGUCCCCUCCUAAAGUUUCCAAACUCAAGCCGAGCUCCACAGUUACUAAAGGAAAGGCCACCCCUAAAACUUCAAAACAAAAGCUUAGCCCUAAAACUCGCAAGAAUGCCACCCCCGGAAGAAAACCCAUGAAUCUUGACCACGCUUCAACAAAGAAAUCUGCGACUCCCAAACCCAGAUCUACAACCCCCAAGAAAACCACUCCCAAGUCCAGUCCCAAAGGUACCAAAUUAAAGAAAACCCCUGAACCCAGAGCCGUGAUGGAAACGUCCAGUGAACCCUUUAUCUUUGGACGGACGAGUCCCAAAUCUCUGAAGAGCAUGUUUACCAUCAAAGCCAAAUCCAAAACCACAGAAUCUGUCAUGACACCUCCCCGUAAGGUAAUUUUGGAAGCUGCGGGAAACCCCUCCCCAAUGAGGACCUUUCUUCUUGCAGCCUCCCUGCCAAAAGCGACGAUGCAGAAGAAAACCUCCCCGCUUAAGUCUAAAGGCAAGGGAAGCAAGAAAACAAAAACGUAUAAAGGGAAUAAAUGGGUAGAAGUCGCGAUAGGGCCGGAUUGUGGGUCACCUUCCUUCAAGCCGAAGACAAAAAGGGCCAGGAAGAGCAAGAAGAACAAAAGGGGGAAGAGACUGGCUUCCCCCCGACCAGUACAAUCCCCAGAAGAACUGUCACCGGAGUCUGACAGCACAAUCAUUAUGAAGGGCACCCCGAAACGACCCAUAAAGAUGGAAUUGGUCUUCAGAUAUUAUUCUCGCACAGGAGAGGUCAUCGAGGACUGCCAUUGGGUGACACGGUAUGGACAGUAAAACCCUUAGCAAAGAACUUUACACAGUGUUUUAUGGUGAUUCAUAUUACAAC
This is a messenger RNA of Owenia fusiformis, 1839 nucleotides long. The record is from the annotation of a GenBank genome assembly. NCBI's taxonomy places the organism in Eukaryota, Metazoa, Annelida, Polychaeta, Sabellida, Oweniidae.